AUGUUCGGCGACUCCGACGGAUCCAAGGACGCCAGCGCCGCCGCGCCCGGGUCCAACCCGCCGGAGCCGCCCUUCCCCAACCGGGAGCUCACGCUCAGCAGCUACCUCUGCGACAAGGCGCCGCCCGCCUCGGCGGCGGGGCCAUCCUCGCCGCCCAACCCCGAGGCGGCUGCUGCCCCGGCCGACGAUGCCGCGGCCAACGCCAAGCUGUGCGUCGAGCGGGAUUUCCUCCACCUCUCCGCGCCCAAGCGCGGGGAUCCGCCGGGCGACGACUCGUCCGUGGUCGGGGCUAAGAAGCCCCGCCUAGACUCGCUCCAGCUCUCGCUCUCCCUCUCCAACGACGCGCCCGCCCCGCCGCCGCCGGCCUCCCAGCAGCCGUCCUCCUCCCUGCCUCCGUCGCAGCUCGCGUCACUCCUCCCGGUCGAUGGCGAUCUGCGGGGCGGGGGGAGCGUCGCGACCGCAGCCGCCGCGGUGCCUGCAGCCGCGCCUGUCGCGCCGCCCCCCAGGCGGACCUACAGCGCCAACACGGGGCGCACCCGGAGCAUCAACUCCGACGACAUGUCCUAUUCCUACUCGGUGUUCUCGCACAACCCGAGCUGCUCCCUCACGCACAACUCCACCGACAUCUACGCCGCCGGGGAGGGCACCAACGGCUCCGUCCACAGCCGGUUCAACUUCCGCCCCAUGGGGGACGGCAGCGUCGCCUUCGCCCCGUCGCAGCUCAAGGAGGGCACCUCGUCCUUCUUACCCACGGAACUUCCCGCCAGGAUGGUACCGCCAGCAGCGUCACUCAGCGCUGGCGGCAGCUUUGACGGCAGCCGCGGAGGUAUGCACUCGUCACGCCCUGAGAGGAUCUUGCGGGACAUCGUGUCGGACCCUGUGCCUGCCAUGGCUCAGGUCCUGCAGGAUUUUCCCAGUGAAACCCUGGAGGUGCUGCGGGAGACUGUGCGGAGCAUGAUUGAUGCUCCGGAGAAGAGGGACGAGCUGUCAAGCCUGCAGCGGAAGCUGGACCGUCGCUCGGACCUGACUGCCGAGGUAUUGGGGCGUGCUAACAAGACGCAGCUGGAGAUCCUGGUGGCUAUCAAGACUGGUAUGGCCACUUUUGUUACUGGUAAGGGCCGAGUUUCGAGCAGCGAGCUUGUGGAGAUGUUCCUACUGACACGGUGCCGCAACAUGAACUGCAAGAGUGUCGUCCCUGUGGACGACUGUGAGUCUGGGUUGGAUGUGAUGUCUGCUCCCAUUGGUGCCAUGCAUGCAUGCGCGCUAGAGAAGAACUUGAUAAGGCCAGGGCCGACACUGAAGGGGGCGAUGGGCACAACUGAGAUGCAGUUCCAAUGCCUCGGCUGCAACCAUGCUUCUGAGAUGUUUGGGUUUGUUAAGGAGGUGUUCAAUUGCUGUGCAGAGAACUGGAGUCCUGAGACGCAGAUGAAAGAGCUAGACUUUGUUAGGAAGAUAUUUGCAGCUAGUGAGGAUUUCGAGGGGAAGGGGCUCCAUGCCAAGGCAGAAGAGGUCCUCAGCAUGCUUUUAAAGAAAAUCAUUUCCCCUUCUGAUGCGACGAAGACCAUGCUACAAUUCUUUAAAUAUGGUGUAACAGACUAUUCCGUUACUGGUAGCAAGUCAAAAGGAAUACUGGCGGCUCAGACGAGUAAAUCUACAGAUAUGCUUCAUCUUCAGACCCCAACCAUCACUCCACCAAAAUCCUCAUUCAACUUCAAGCCCAGCAUCUCCAUUCUUGAUUCACAGAUGGAUGUGCUCAAGGCCAGCCCAAAACCACUCUCUAUAGAACCCCAUUUCAGCUCCAGCUCAAAGGAUGAAGACUCCUCCAGCCUUGAGACCAUUGUGAAGUGCAAGGAAGCUGAGGCAAAACUGUUCCAGAAACUGGCCGAUGAUGCCAGGAAGGAGGUAGACAGCUACCGGCAGAUCGUGCACGCCAAGACCCAGAAGCUAGAGGAGGAGUACGCCACGAAGGUGGCAAAGCUGUGCUUCCAGGAGACGGAGGAGAAGAGGAGGAAGAAAGUCGAAGAGCUGAAGAUGCUUGAGAACUCGCACUACGACUACCACAAGAUGAAGCUGCGGAUGCAGACCGAAAUCCAGGGCCUGCUCGAGCGGAUGGAAGCCACAAAGAAGAUGUGGGUAUAG
Miscanthus lutarioriparius is the source of this 2139-nucleotide messenger RNA. NCBI's taxonomy places the organism in Eukaryota, Viridiplantae, Streptophyta, Magnoliopsida, Poales, Poaceae. The record is from the annotation of a GenBank genome assembly.